This is a messenger RNA of Megalobrama amblycephala (Wuchang bream), 2989 nucleotides long. RefSeq names its product polyunsaturated fatty acid 5-lipoxygenase-like. Bases 766 to 2106 code for a protein of 446 amino acids. The record is from RefSeq and is a predicted model, not a curated record. Gene Ontology annotation, biological process: lipid oxidation; linoleic acid metabolic process. Gene Ontology annotation, molecular function: iron ion binding; arachidonate 5-lipoxygenase activity. Gene Ontology annotation, cellular component: nuclear envelope. Lineage: Eukaryota; Metazoa; Chordata; Actinopteri; Cypriniformes; Xenocyprididae. The transcript is spliced from 12 exons.
AAAUGGGGGGAAUCUUAGCUUCUUGGGCACUCGAUUCUGGGAACUUCUUUUUUCUUUUUAGCUGGUUUCCUGAGCCAUUUAUGCCAUAUGACUAAUCACUCUGAAAAAGCAAGGAAAUGGCUUUCUGGCAGUGCUGACGCUUUUUAGAGCACUUCCAAAAACAGGUCACUGUUACAAAAUAAUUGCCUGGUUUCACAGAUGAGGCUUAAAGGUGGACUCAGUAUUAUUUCAAAAACACUGUUUGGAAGUUAGUCGGCCGACACCAACAACAAACGUGUAACCAAUCAGCAUUAGGGGGUGUAUGACGGUCGAUGAGACAGAACGAGCAAGAGGGAGAUUGGAAAAUAAGAAAAAAAAAAACUGCAGAACGAGAGAUGAGACACAAUACAAAAGAGCUCAAAAGAAUAUCACUGGAAUUAAGGUUUAUGACUUGGCAAGAUUUUUAGGACCACGUUUAUAUUAAAAAAGCUUUCCAGCUGGAGAGAGCUAAGAGGGAAGGCCUGAAAAUGGCUUUGAUUCCUUCUCAUAUGGAACCAGUGGCGCCCGGGCUUCCCUCGGAGCAUAGAUGCCACACUGGAGGAACUUCCUUUAGAUGUUAAGUUUGAUAAAGAGAAAAAAUCAGACUUUACUUGGGAUUUCGUGAAAGUGAUUGCGGAUUUAGGCUUGGACUGGAUAAUAGGUCACUUUGAAUCCUGGAAAGAUAUAGCAGAUUUUGAAAAGAUAUUUGAAACUUUUAACUACAAGAACACUCUACUAGAGAACGUGAUGCAAGACUGGAAUACGGAUUACAUGUUUGGCUACCAGUUUUUGAAUGGCUGCAAUCCUGUCAUGAUCAAGAAGUGUGAGAAACUUCCAGACAAAUUUCCAGUCACACAUGAGAUGGUGGAGGGCUCUCUGCAGAGAGGCUACACACUUCAAGAGGAAUUAAAGGAGGGAAACAUCUACAUAGCGGAUUAUGAAAUACUGGAGGGAGUAACAGCCAACAAGACAAACACCCCAUACUAUUUGACUGCACCCAUGUGCCUACUGUACAAGAACAGAUUGGACCAAAUUGUGCCAAUUGCCAUUCAACUCACUCAACACCCAGGAGAAAUGAGCCCAAUCUUUCUCCCAAGCGAUAAUGAGUAUGAUUGGAUGCUUGCCAAGAUGUGGGUAAAAUCUUCUGACUUUAACGUACACCAGUUGGUCACACACCUUCUCAAGACACAUCUGAUAUCAGAGGUUUUCGAAAUGGCCAUGUACAGACAGCUUGCUCCGGUCCAUCCUGUAUACAAGUUGCUGAUACCUCAUAUUCGUUUCACAAUUGCAAUCAACGCAGAGGCCCGUGAAAAGCUCGUCAGUAAAGACGGGGUCUUCAGCAAGAUCAGUAGCGUAAGUGGAGCUGGAAUGGAGGAAGUGAUGAAGAAAGCCAUGGAGACCUUAACCUUCAAGUCCCUUUGUUUCCCUGAGGCCAUAAAAGCUCGAGGAAUGGAAGAUGCACCCAAGUACUAUUAUAGAGAUGAUGGCAUGAGGAUCUGGGAGGCAAUACACUGUUUUGUUUCUGAUGUGGUCAACAUCUACUAUGACAGCGAUGAGAAGGUUCAAAAAGAUGUGGAGAUUCAAGAAUUUGUUAAGGAUGUUUCCUGCUUUGGCAUGAAUGAUUAUGACAGUAAUAACUUUCCCAAGUCUCUGACAACUCGAGUGGAGUUAGCCGAGUACCUGACUGCUGUGAUAUUCACAGCUUCAGCACAACAUUCUGCAGUCAACUUUGGACAGUUUGACUGGUAUGGCUGGAUCCCCAACAGUCCUUCCACUAUGCGCAAACCACCUCCCAUACAGAAGGGCCAAGUGGAUCUGAAGUAUAUCAUGAAGACCCUGCCUGACCGUGAUUGCUCCAGUAUGGUUCUAGGAACAGCUUGGGGCCUCACUCGAUUCCAGGAACAUGAGCUGUUCUUAGGCAUGUAUCCAGACAUGUACUUUACAGAGCAACCAGCGAAGGAAGCCAUCAAGUCUUUCCGCAAGAAACUAGAUGAGGUGACCAACAGCAUCAAGCUUCGGAAUGAGAGACUGACAAUGGAUUAUUGUUAUUUGUCCCCAGACAAAAUCCCUAACAGUGUUGCAAUUUAAGAAAAUGUUUCUAGAAACAUUUUGCCAGGCCUAACCAUACCUUUUAUGGCCAAUGGCUGCUUGACAUAGAAAAAUAUAAGGUAUAGUAAAACACAGCGUUGUGCUUUUUGGGGCAGUUUUCAGAAAUUAUGUUUGAUUAACGCUUCUGUUGCUGUAAAGUAAGGGAUGUUACUUUACUUGAGGGGUGAUGGUUGGCUUGUUAUAAUCCAUUUAUUAUUGUCUUUCUUUUUAUUCUUUUCUGUAUUCAUAUGAACUUGCAUAAUCAUAUAUCCAUACUAUGGUAUUCAUUGACUUCUAUUGAUUCAUUUAUUCUUGUUUACAUAGUCUUCAUUACUCAUAUGAUAUAUUGUUUGUAAUCCAUUUUAGAUGAUCAUUUUACUUGUAUUGAAAUGAUUUCUACCCUACAGUUAUAUUGAUAUCUUACAUCUGCAUUGAUUUUGUGCUGAUUAUCUUUUAUACACCUGUUUGUUGUUGCUGUGUGACUUCCAGCUUAAUUUCUGUUGGUAUGAGGGUGCCUUAUCUUCAAGGUUAGCUGAUAAAGAAUUGCUGUCAUGGAUGCAAAAUCUUUUUCAUGAAUGCUGUAAUGGAUUUAUGAAAAUUGUUUUGAGAUUGUGUAUUUUGAACAUCUCUGACUGCAAUUCAAAAGGCUGUUACAUUUAUUUUUCACAAUAAAGUAAUAACAUUUUCCAUUACAUUAUAUUGCAAUAUUUUUUGCUUGUUUUGAUUUCAUGACAUAUGUUUUCUAUUUUCCAUCAUAAGCAUUUUCCCCCCCUGAUCUUUGCUAUCUUAUAAAUGCUACUGUGUUUGUUGUAGCUUUAGCAGUGAAUUAUGCUAGGCUACAUCUUUGGUGUAUUUCUUUUGUAACUUGAAUAAAAUAAAGGUG